This is a messenger RNA of Arvicola amphibius (Eurasian water vole), 918 nucleotides long. Its product is annotated as taste receptor type 2 member 140-like. Gene Ontology annotation, molecular function: G protein-coupled receptor activity; bitter taste receptor activity. The coding region runs from base 1 to 918 and encodes 305 amino acids. The transcript has a single exon. NCBI's taxonomy places the organism in Eukaryota, Metazoa, Chordata, Mammalia, Rodentia, Cricetidae. Gene Ontology annotation, cellular component: membrane. The record is from RefSeq and is a predicted model, not a curated record. Gene Ontology annotation, biological process: sensory perception of taste; G protein-coupled receptor signaling pathway; detection of chemical stimulus involved in sensory perception of bitter taste.
AUGAAUGGUGUCCUACAUUAUAUAUUAUUAACUAUUUUAAAUGUGGAAUUGCUAAUGGGAAAUUUAGGCAAUGCAUUCACAGUGGUAGUGAACAUUAUGGACUGGGUAAAGAGGAGAAAGAUAUGUUUCAUAGAUCAGAUCUUGACUACUCUGGCAAUUUCCAGAAUUUCUUUGCUUUUUUCACUAAAUGCAAAUCUAUUUGUAUCUGAACAGUUUCCGGUCAUAAGAAUAACUAGAAGAAUUGUGAAACAAAUUUGUAUUUUCUGGACAGCAACCAAUCAUUUCAGUAUCUGGCUUGCUACAUGUCUCAGCAUCUUCUAUUUUCUUAAGAUAGCCAGUUUCUCAAACUCUAUUUUUCUUCAUCUAAAGUGGAGAGUAAUAAAAAUGGUUUCAGGGGCACUGUUGGCAUCUCUGUUUUUCUUGUUUUUAAACAUUUUAGUCAUAAACACACACAUUAAUGUCUUCAUUUACAGCAUUGAAGCAAAUGAAUCCUUCAGUGUUAUCUCAAGUAAUUAUUCUCAAGUUCCUAGACUCGUUGUACUCACGAACACUAUGUUCACACUCAUCCCCUUCACUGUGACUCUGACCGUGUUUCUCCUACUCAUCUUCUCCCUGUGGCGACAUCUGAAGAACAUGCAAUACAAUGCCCAAGGGUCCAGAGAUGUCAGCACUGCGGCCCACAUAAAGGCUCUGCAAAUGGUGGUUACUUUUUUAUUACUGUAUACCUGUGUUUUCAUGUCACUUCUUUUACAGUUUUGUAACAUUAAAUAUAAGCAGAAAAAUUCAGUUUCUCUGCUUUUAUGGGCUAUUGGAGUUGCUUUCCCAUCUGGCCACUCAUAUGUCUUGAUUCUGGGAAACACUAAACUUAGACGGGCAUUUGUUUCCAUGGUGUGGUGGCUGAGGUGCAAGGCUCAGUGA